UACACAACACAACCGAGGCACACUUUAUUGUUAUGGAUAGAGUGAGAGCACGAUUCUUUGGAAUGUCAGUCAAAAAGAAAUUCCAAGCAAUGAUAGAAUUAAUGGACCACCGCCUAAUCAUCACCUACAAAUUGAGGGAGUGACGUUGAAGUUCGACAUUAAGCUCACAUACUACAACAUCGCUAAUCCAACAAGUUUAUAAUAUUGUGUCAUUAAGUUUAUAAUGAGUUGAUAUACCCUUGCAUAAGUCAUAUCUUUUAAAUUUCGACAAGAAUGUGCAUAGAAGGCACUGAUGACAACAUUAAGUUUAUGAUGGGUGCUAAUUUUCUAUUUUCCGAGCAAUUUAAAUUUCAAGUUUUAUUAAUCACUCUUAUCAUAUUGUAACCGGCCAACGGGCCGGGGUACUAUCUAGUAGUAUUUAUGAAAAUUAUAGGGCCUAAGAUUGGACUGUAAUGUCUUCGGUCUAAUAUGAUUUUAUCCAAACAUUGAUUAAUUAAAUAUGAUUCGUUAUGUACCAAACCAUUUCAAACCACUAUAUAGUUGUCUAGGAUAUGAAUCUAUCUGAUUCAGAAGGGGAGAACUUGCAUCAGUAUCUCAAUUUCAAUUCAAAUAUGGGUUUGAUUCACGAUUUAGAGAGCAAAAUGUCAAAAUAAGUUAAAGUGAAUAUGACAAUUAAAUUUUGAUAUUUUAAGGUAGUAUUAAUAAAGUAUGUCACUCACAAUUAGAAAUGGUAAAUGAUGUUGUUUGGUUAAUAACGAAUUGUAUAUACAGUCUACGGUCUAGAUCGAGGGACUGGAGCACAUACCAAAGAUCAUACCAAAUAUUAUAUAGUUUAGAUCAUGGUUGUGCCGGCUGUGCGGUCUGGUCCAGGACAAUAUGGAGCAAACAUACCACAUUGAGCAAAAAAUAAAGAAUUUAUUUGGUCCAUCACACAAAAAUUUUGCACCAAUAAUCAAGAGAGAGAAAAACUAAUUUUGUCUUAAAACCUAAAUUCCAACACUCGCGCAUAAUUUUGAUACCCUAAAUGCAAGUAAAUAACAAAUACACAAAGUCAUCAUAGCAACUCAACCUCCAAAACGUUAUAGAUAUUAAUAUAAUGUCAUAUGGAGAUGCAAUCGUGUCUACUCACCAGUGAGGUGGUGGUCUGCGCUGAAUGAGGAGUCGAGAUUCACAAAAUAGGUUUGGUAACUAUCUAAUUAAUCUAAGAUCAUGAAUGAAUUGAGAUACCUAAUUACCAGUUUAGAAAUCUAGAUUAGAUGCAUCUUAAAUCGUGAGAAUAAAACGGGUGUUUCUCGGCAACCUUUUCCUAUAUUAGUUUGCUACUUGUUUCCGCCCCAUAAUCCAUGUUUGGGUUUACACGGCAACAUUUCUUCAUCUUGAAAGUUGAAACACAUGAUCUUCCACCAAUUCCAUUUCCCACCAACUAGGCGCACUCAAUGCCAAUGGUAGGGUGGACCAAUAGGAGGAGCAAUUUGGAUAAGAUCUCAGUCCGAGAAAGAAAUAUGGAAUGCUGCAGCAGCAGGCCAAAUCGGAGCGACGCCCAUCUGUCGGCGGAGCAGGAGGCAGAGAUUGAGCAACAGACCAGAGGGUACUUCGAUGGAGUAGCUCCCAAGCGCCACACCAAGCCCCAGCGGAGCGACCCUUCUUCUGCUCAAUACGUCGAUUCUGCUGCAGUCGACGGCGACGGCGCCCCCUCUAUCCCGGAGUACGUCGAGUUCCAACGCCUCGAGGAUGUCGACACUCAGAAACUGGGUGGCAGUGGAAGAAGCGAGGAGGGCAUGGGGGAGGAGUUUGUGGAAACAGACUACUAUCAGGAUCUCAACUGCGUCGACAAGCAGCAUCACACGACAGGAACAGGGUUCAUCAAGAUGGAAGGCAAAGUCAACAACUUCAGCUUGGCACCUGAUGGUGAUGAUCAGCACCAUGCCAGUAGCCACAGGGGCAACCCAGCCACCAAUGAGUGGAUCCCUGACACUGCCCAUGCUCCUGUUAUUUUUGAUUCAGAUAAACCCAGAAGAAGCGACAAUUGAUACCAAGUCCGCCGCUGUUGAUGCUCCACGUCUCAUUUGCGGCUCUGUUUCAGUGCACGACUCUUGAUCUUGGAUGUGUGUUAGUAGUUUUCAUGGGUGAUUCCUUUCCUUUUAUGAUUGUAAUAAAGCAGGCAGCUCCUACCAUAUUUGUGGGAAGGAUCGUGUCGAGUAGUACUACUGUUAAUCCCGUGUCUUCUUUGAGGUUGGAUGCUAUCUAUUUACAUUUCGGAGGUAUCAAUGGUGGCACAACCAAUUCAAUCAAUUUGCACAAGUGUG
Linum trigynum is the source of this 2306-nucleotide messenger RNA. NCBI's taxonomy places the organism in Eukaryota, Viridiplantae, Streptophyta, Magnoliopsida, Malpighiales, Linaceae. The record is from the annotation of a GenBank genome assembly.